UUGCCGUUAGAGGGCGCGCUCACUCAAAGCAGCAGAUAUGGCGACGAGGAUUGCAUUGUUAAACGCCAAAAGAAAUCAAAACAAGGAGAAUGUCCGAUGUCAGAAAUGCUUGGAGAUGGGUCACUGGACAUACGAGUGUACCGGAAAGAGGAAGUAUGUGCAUCGGCCGUCAAGGAUAUCAACACUCAACAAGAAGCUGAAACAGAAGCAGAAAGAAGAUGAACAAGGGGCCAAAAGGCUAGAGAAUUCUAGGAGUGACAGUAGCUCUGAUGAUGAAAGCGACGAGACUUCCUCAGGAACCAUCGAUUCUGAUUCUUCUUCCACGAUCAGCUCCGAAGACGAAUCAAGCGACGACGACCUCAGCUCCAAAGAGGAUUCCGAUUUCGACUCGUCCGGUACUAGCGACUCGGAUUCAGACAGCAGCGAUGAUAGCGUGCCUCGGAAAAAGCGCAAACGGUGAAAGGAUGCAAGUGGGAUGCAGCAACGUUUGCAGCAUUGCCGAACUGCCUCUGAUGGCAAUUGGACAAGAUUGAUAUUCAUCAACACUAUAUCAAUAGGCUGGAUCGGAAUUCGGCCAAGAAACUUUUGCACAGGGCUGCGUUGUUCCCGCUCAGAGCACCGAAAGCAUUUGGGUACUCUGCCGUUGAAGCCAAUGAUUACAUUCGCUUUGGUGCAAUAUUUUAGAAGAUCAAGCAAUUUUUGUAUACCAGGGACCCUUUGCCGUGUUUCCGUCUUUUGAAUGUAUUUUGAUAUUAUUGUAUAGUAAGUUGAAUUUUCAAUUUGAAUCAAUAUUAUAAUGAAUGUGUCCACAUUACAUGGAUAUGCCAUUUCAUGUAAUGUCAUUGUAAACAAUGUAAUUAUGGGGGCAACCGACAAGUCUGCUGGGACUGGGGCCCGGCUUGGGGUUGGUGCUUAGGAAGUUUGGUUAGUAACACAAAUUGAUGAAGAAAUGCAAGUGAAUAAGCUGAAGUCAAAAUUGUCUCUUUUGACAAGAGAUAUGAGUUAUUUUGGAAAUUAAUUUCAUGAAUCAUCCAUUGCAAAACACAUUCAUAAAUAUCCCAACACGAUAAUCGUGUUUAUAUUAUAAUUCAAAUAAUUGAAAAGAAAUUCAACAGACAUUGCUACCAAAAUUGUUGUCUCGACACAGGAGGCAGUAAUAUUGUCCAUGCAGAAAUAAUUACUGUAUGGCCACUUUUAAAAAGGGACAAUGUAUUUGAUUUAAAUGCAGAUUUCAGUCAAUAAUUAUUCAUGUACUCAAAUUUUGAUUUAAACGUUUCUAUUUUGAUCUUGUCAUACCCCUAGGGCCCCAAUGCAUGAUAACAAUGCUCAACAGCUAAUUGAAAAUUAAGGAUUUCAUGGAAAUUAUUCAAGUUAGCAUAGCAUAGCUGAUUAGCUGAUAAACUUUUAUGCUAUUGCUAACAUUCAAAAUUAUUGAAAAAAUCUAUUAAAAUAACCAACCCGCUAAAAGUUACCAGGCAUGUCUACAGAUCCCCCCAUCCAUUCCAUAUACAUUUUACCAUGUAAACAUGAAUAUUUUUCAAAGGAAAGCUCUAUACAACCUUUUGAUUUGAUUUUUUAUGUGUAUAAUCAUAUAUUUCACACAUAUAUACUACCAAAAGGGUAAAAUUUUAUAUAAUCAUAUUACAUUUUUUUUUCUUUUUUGGAGGGGUGGGGGGGGGGGGGGGGUAGACAAAAAAAAAAUGAUAUUGAAUAGAAAUACAUUGUAGCAGUAGAAAAGAUGAAAUGAUAAUUGGGUACCCGAUCAAAAUAAAAUGUCAUGCACUUUUUCUCCUUUUUAUAUGAUACAUAAUUUUCUGUGAUGAGGAAUCAAUUGAUAUGAAUUGCAAUUGUAAUAAACACCAUAAUUAGCAUAAUAAUAUGCAAUAGGGAUAUAUGUGGACCUCUGUGUAUAUCCAUAAAGGCUGAAAAACAUAUUUGUAAGUCAAGUUCUCAAGGGUUUUCUAUGACGAGGAAUUUAUUGCAGUCAUCAUGAAUGGCAUAACUGGCACACUGAGCCAACAAGCAUUUGUAUGGACUUCUUUGUCAUUGUAUAUCUCCCCAAAUUGAAUAAUACAACUCUAAUCGGGCGUUCUAUAAGGAUUAAUUUAUUCAUCACAUCAGAUUAUAGCACUUUUACCUGAUGCAAUUUUCCUCAAAGUAACAGAAUGAGCUAACACGUUAUGUUGACUUAAUCUCAAGAAUCAUGCCUUCAAAAAUCAAACCAAGAUCUGGCAUAAGAAAUGAAAAAAAACGUAAUUAUUUUUUAAUAUUGUAUACAUCUUAAAUUUUUUAAUAGUCAUCACCCAUUGGUCUGAUUGGCUGCCUGUUGGGGAGCUGGUGUCCUCAUUUGCUAGAGCUCCUGUGAGUAGUGAGCUGACCGGGCUUGUCCCUUAAAUUGUCGGUGAACGGAGCAGCAAGCAUGAGGGCACCGGGCUCAACAGGAUGUAGCUAAGAAUUCCGAGAAGUGAUGCAAAUAUACAAUCAAAUGCGUUUAACUUUUGCAUGACAGAAUUUUUAGGUUAUGAAGUUUAAGUUGUAGAUUUGUUUAUAUUUGUAGCUUGUUAAAGAAAAGAAAUUUUGCUGAGCCAUUGGAUGAGCAAGCUUUGAUGGUACAAUAUGUGCGUUCUAUAAAUCUACACUAUUAUCAUUAUAUAUUUUUUUGUUUAUCUAGAAGGAAUGAAAAAAAUAAGAAAUAUACAUGCCAGAUAUACAUGAGAAUAAACUGUCAAGUUAAAGUAAAAUUUACAUCUGUCAUUUAUAAAUGAAAUCCUUGUCAGUGAAAGUUGUAUUUUUCAAGAUUUUUUUAAAAGCAAUGACAAGAAGUCCACAUACAUGUACUUAUGCUAUUCAUCAUUAAAUUAACUAUUACAUAUAUUACAUAUAAAUGAAGUCCUUGUUAGAGAAAUCACCAGAGGAGCUGUAUCAUUUAUGUUUUAGGAUUGGUGGUGAUUGCAUUUAAUAUUUACAUUCAUAAAUUAAUUCCUCAUCAGAGAAAGGCUUAGGAGAGCAGUGUUUUUCCUGAAUUUAAAACCUCAUAAUGUGUACAAAUUCUAUUCAUGAUAAAAAUCUUAAUGAUGACACCGCAAAACCGAUCAAUAUCCAAAUAUUUGCAUUUAUUCUUGACUGAGGUGUAGUAGACUCUACAGAGAUUGCAGAUAUUGUACAAUCCCCGUGUGUGGAUUGCAUGGUGCUGCUACGAUGUUUUUUCAGGGCUAUUAUCUUAAGUGUUUGAAAAUUUGUCUGAGUCUGCACUGAACAAAAUCAUGGACCGUACUGUACAAUGAUUUUGAAUCUGUAUUAUCAUCAUACGAUCAUUGUGUAUCGCCCUCAGGAAGUUGUAUGAUUUACAGGGAUGCAAUCACCCUACGAGCACCUUAUUGUGACCAUUGACCGAAUAUAUAUGUCAUGAAUAUCAGAUAAGAAAGGGUGAGGUAAUUUGUUACAGGGGGCAUUUCUUUAUUGCAGCACAAGUGGGACAAUUAUAAAGGGCAUCAAAAGUAUCCCAGAGAUAAUGAUAAAGCUGCCAAGUAGUACUGAAAUUUCACUAUUUAGUACUAAAAAGUGAGGAGAAUACUGGAAAAUAUUGAUUUCUAAAAUUCAAGUUUUAUGAGUUGUCCUAGGAUGGUAUUUCUUUGAAAAUACUUUUAUUACCAAAAGAAUGAUUUAAGCUUUUAAAAUACUGAAAUAUUCUUCUUAAGGUUGGCAGUUUAGCUUUUUUUUUGGGGGGGGGAGGGGGGGGGUGGGGUAUUCAGGCCAGUCAAUUGAGCAUCCACAUCUUCCCCCUCACGAUCUUGGGUUAUUACAUUAAUAAGGUUUAAUAAAAAGGAAAAGUGGUUAAUAUUUCAAGGUCGCAGAGUCAAUACUCUAACUAUAUUGCAUUGUGUAAUGCAGUCAAGACCUGCCAAGGUUUCUCCACUUGUUUUAUAUUAAAUACAGGAGAUUUUUGUCAUGUAAAUCAAAUUGAAUGAACUAUAAAUGUCGGUUAAGACCUUCUGGCCCGUUUUCUGAAUUCUGGUUUAGUUUUAUAUAAACCCUUGUCCAAACUUGUAUUUUAAAUAUGACACAUUCUGACACUUGCUCUAUAACAGUAGAGGUUCAAUCCUGAAUACAUUUGGUGCCCAAAUCCAUGAUUUUCUGGGAAUAAAUAUUUCUUCACCAUUAAUUUUUAUGAGGAAUGAAUACAAUUUAAAAAGAAAUAUUCAAUGUAAACAAAAUUUUGUAAUUUUUGGCUUCAUGUUAUUUCAGUACCGAGUUCAAUAGACCAAGGUCAAACUCGACUUCAGAAUAUGGGCCAAUGUCAAUUUGUCCAAAAUAUGUUCAUUAUCAUAUACACAUGUAUACAUGUGACUUUUUAUGCAUUUGCUGCUCAUGAACCCAUUUCUUUUCUGUGAUUUAUGAUAAUUGUAAGGAGCAGGUCCAAGCUAUUAUUAUUUUGCUGACAGUUCAAAGCAUCUGAUUUUCAAUUAUAUUAAUGGAUGCAUACUAUGUAGGUGGCACUAGGAGUAUUAAGCAAGAACAAUUUGUGUGUAAGGUUGGAAAUGAUUUGCAAGUAUUGUCCGGCUUAGAUUUAAGAUGGUGUGGUAAUAAGGCUUAAUAGAUAAUUGUAGAGUUAACUCUAAUAGUCCUGGGGUUGGGUUUCCCAUAAUGGCUCUCUGAAUAUUUUUAGUGAUAUUUAUCUGUAACUUUAAAGGACUGCGCCAUGCCGUUUGGUGACUAUUUCCUUUCAAGUGUCAAAUUCAUAUUUUUCAAAAAGAAAAGGGCAAUCUACACAUACGAAUUAUGGAAAAAAAAACAAUUAAGUACAUAAGAAAUCGAUUUAAUAACAGAAUCUUUUUCAAGUACAAUUGUUCAGAAUGCUAUUAUGAAUAAUUUUAAAAACUCAAACAUUUGGCACUAUAGGAGCUUUAAUAUUAAGUGACCUGAAGCAAAAAAAGAAUGAUUCAUGCCAAAAUUAGUUAAUUCAUUCAUGUAAACAAAUAUAGAGAUUGAGAGAAAUUUAGCUACGCAAUCGCAUAAUUUAUGUCAUUUUUCUACCAUCAUGCAAAUUUUGUUGUGAUUCCACAAUCUGUGGUUGAGAUCUGACUAGGGGCAUAAUGGCCCAACCGGACAAAACUCAAAAUACCCCAGGAUUAUUAAGGUUGGUUUUGCCACUUUUUCUUGAUGAAGUUAGUACUGUAAAAGUUGAAAUUUCUUGCACGAUUAAUUUUUUUGCGCUUCUAAUUUUGCGGUCAUCACCUGAUGCACUUGAACAUUAUAUAGUACGUGUACACUGGACUAGCGUCUGAUACAUGUGUGAUGGAUAAGCACAUACAAAGUGUGUUACGUGCACUAAAGAUAAGGGGAAAAGUACAUGUACAAUACACCCAACACUUCAGGAGAAGGUUUUUCUUGCGCAUUUCGCUUACGCAUUUUGGCAUUAUAUUUAUUCAUUUUUGUUUUUGCGCCUUACAUGUUUCGUGCAAAAUUUUCCACUUUUACAGUAUCUGUGUUGACUAAUUCUGCAAAAGUGAAUCCAAAGGUUUUCCAGAGUUUUUGCCAAUUGAGUUUUGUCUCCGGUUUUUUACCCUGGACCUACUUGUCGUCGAAUUGUUUGACACAGAUACCUCCCCCCC
Lytechinus pictus (painted urchin) is the source of this 5612-nucleotide messenger RNA. RefSeq names its product zinc finger CCHC domain-containing protein 10-like. The transcript is spliced from 3 exons. Gene Ontology annotation, molecular function: zinc ion binding; nucleic acid binding. Lineage: Eukaryota; Metazoa; Echinodermata; Echinoidea; Temnopleuroida; Toxopneustidae. The record is from RefSeq and is a predicted model, not a curated record. The coding region runs from base 38 to 460 and encodes 140 amino acids.